AUGGGUUCUUGUUAAGGUUCAACAGUUGAUAUUCAAUAAGAUUUGAGAAUGAGAGAAAUCAUGACUAAAUUUUAAGUUCCUAUGCCAUAUAUUGAUGAAUAUAAAAUAUUUUAAACUUUAAAAUAAGUAGAAAUGUAGUUUGUUAAUAUUAUUAUUUAUAGCAUUUAACAUAAUAGUAUUCCUCAUUUUGAUUUAAUUUAUUCAAAAAUGGGAGAUUCAUCUAAUAAAAUGAAGAAUCUUGUUAAGAAAUGGAGAAUGAAACAUGAAUAACAUAAUCAUCCAAAUUUAUUAUCAAUUCAUAAUGUUUCAAUUGUUGAAUCAAUGAAAUUAUUUAUACCUUAUACUAAUAUUAUACUUCUAAUAGACAAACCAUUACAACCUUUAACAAGACAUAAAAAAGUUAUAUUGAAAUAACCAUUUUCAUAAGAUGAGAUAUUAUUCUUAUUAGAUUGUGUAGUCUCUGGUUUAGCAUUUUAAUAGUAAAAUAAAAUUUAUCCAUCUGGAUUUGAUAUUGAUGACAUUAUAACUGUUAAAACUCCUUUUAAUACUGAAAUUUAUAAGUUAGUAGAUAGAUAUUAAAAACCUAUUCGAUCCAAUUUAUUUUAAGAUUUCAUUUAACUAUAUGAUGAUAAAUAAAGUAUAUACUAUUUUUAUUCAUUAUUUAGCUUUGAAUGAAUUAAAAAAAACAGCCUUUUUUCACCUGCUCAAAUUGAAGCUAUUCCAAAAAAAGACAAGGUAUCAAAUUCUUUUUUUUUAUAUUUAGUAUCUUAAACACAAUAGAUAUAAAUCUGAUGUAUUUAAUUUUGCACUCAUAUUGAUUUAUUUAAUAUAAGCUAAACAUCCAGAAAUAUUUGAUUGGAAGAAAUGGACAAUUGAUGAUUUUGCAUUGAGAAAAACUUAAGAUGAUCUUUUAGUGACCAAUUUUGAUGAAAAUUUAUUACAUAUUAUAGAACUUAUGUUAACAGUUGAGGAAGAUAAAAGACCAGAUUUUGUAGAAUUAGAUGAGAUCGUCACUAAAUUAUUUUCAGAUCUAUAAAUGCAGCGUUUAUAAGAUAAAUAUUAAAUACAAGAUUUUUUUAUUAUUCCUAUUGAUAAACCAUCUGAUUUCAAUAUUUAGAUUCUUAAUGAUAAUAUAUAUCAAUCCAAAUAACCAUAAUAAUUAAUUGGGUCAUAAAAUUUAUCAUAACAUUAAAGAAAUGAUUCCUAAAAAGUUAAAUAAAGCGACAUAAGUUAAGCUUCUAUUCAAGCUUAAAAAAAUGAAAUUAAUAAUAACUUAUUUGAUAAUAAUAUAGUUGUAACUUAAGGGAAAUUACAUUAUUCAAAUGGAUUUUAUUAUGUUGGUUAAAUUUGCAAUAGGAGAAGACAUGGUGUUGGAACUUACUACAACUAAGAUAACCAAAAAGUUUCUGAAGGCAAUUGGGUUUUUGAUAUACCUGAAGGCGAUGUUAUAUUAUAUAAUCAUCCAGAAGAAGAAAAAGAGAUGAAUCAUAUUAAUAUGUCCAGAAAAGAUUGGGUUCAGUAUAAAGGAUAAAUGAAACAAGGUUAAAAACAUGGAAUUGGAGUUCUAUACUUUUCUGAUGGAUCAAAAUUUAUGGGCAAUUUCUCUUUUGAUUAAGCACAUGGAAGAGGCUAAUUUGAAUAUUAAGAUAAAAAAUAAAUAAUUGGAACUUGGUAACAUGACAUAUUCAAUGGUUGA
Paramecium primaurelia is the source of this 1696-nucleotide messenger RNA. The record is from the annotation of a GenBank genome assembly. NCBI's taxonomy places the organism in Eukaryota, Ciliophora, Oligohymenophorea, Peniculida, Parameciidae.